Molecule: messenger RNA, 1773 nt
Organism: Bubalus bubalis (water buffalo)
Lineage: Eukaryota; Metazoa; Chordata; Mammalia; Artiodactyla; Bovidae
Product: histone-lysine N-methyltransferase PRDM9-like
Exons: 5
Coding region: 1-1773 (590 amino acids)
Biological process (GO): positive regulation of reciprocal meiotic recombination; regulation of DNA-templated transcription
Cellular component (GO): nucleus
Molecular function (GO): zinc ion binding; recombination hotspot binding; histone H3K36 methyltransferase activity
Source: RefSeq, a predicted model, not a curated record
AUGUUAGAACUCAGAAGAAAGAAGACCAAAGUGAAGAGGUACAGCGUACGAGAAAGAAAGGGCCAUGUGUACCACGAGGUCAGCGAGCCCCAGGAUGACAACUACCUGUAUUGUGAGGAAUGUCAGAACUUCUUCAUCGACAGCUGUGCUGCCCAUGGGCCCCCAACCUUUGUAAAGGACUCUGCAGUGGAAAAGGGGCAUGCCAACCGCUCAGCCCUCACUCUGCCCCCUGGGUUAAGUAUCAGGCCAUCGGGCAUCCCUAAGGCUGGGCUUGGAGUGUGGAACGAGGCAUCCGAUCUGCCACUGGGCCUGCAUUUUGGCCCCUACGAGGGUCAGAUCAUAUACAAUGAAGAGGACUCCCACAGUGGAUACUGCUGGAUGGUCACCAAAGGGAGAAACAGCUACGAGUAUGUGGAUGGAAAAGACACGUCUUUGGCCAACUGGAUGAGGUAUGUGAACUGUGCCCGGGAUGAUGAGGAGCAGAACCUGGUGGCCUUGCAGUAUCACGGGCAGAUCUUCUACCGAACCCGCCAGGUGGUCAGGCCGGGCUGUGAGCUGCUGGUCUGGUAUGGGGACGAGUAUGGCAAGGAACUCGGCAUCAAGAUGGACAACAGGGGGAAGAGCAAGCUCUCGGCCCGGAGAGAACCAAAGCCCAAGAUCCACCCAUGUGCCUCCUGCUCUCUGUCCUUCUCCAGUCAGAAAUUCCUCAGCCAACAUGUCCAACGCAGUCACCCCUCUCAGAUCAUCCUGAGGCCAUCUAUAGGAGACCACCUCCAACCAGAGGAUCCCUGCCCAGGCAGUCAAAAUCAGCAGCAGCAAUAUUCUGAUCCACACAGACCGAGUGGCAAACCAGAGGGUCGAGAGCCCAAGGAAAGGCCCCAUCCUUUGCUGAAAGGCCCCAAACUUUGCAUAAGGCUGAAGAGGAUUUCAACGGCCUCUUCCUACACACCCAAAGGACAAAUGGGGGCUUCUGAGGUGCAUGAGAGAAUGGCCGAAGAGCCCAGCACAAGCCAGAAGCUGAAUCCAGAGGACACAGGCAAAUUAUUCAUGGAGGCAGGGGUCUCAGGGAUUAUAAGACUCAAGUACGGAGAGCAUGAGCAAGGCUCCAAGGAUAGGUCAAGUCUAAUCACACCUGAGAAGAUACACACAGGGGAGAAGCCCUAUGUUUGCAAGGAGUGUGGGAAAAGCUUCAUUUGGAGGUCAGAUCUCACCAAACAUAAGAGGACACACACAGGGGAGAAGCCUUAUGUUUGUGGGGAGUGUGGGCGAGGCUUCAGUGAGAAGUCAAAUCUCACCAAACAUAAGAGGACACACACAGGGGAGAAGCCCUAUGUUUGUGGGGAGUGUGGGCGAAGCUUCAGUUUGAAGAAAAAUCUCAUUACACACCAGAGGACACACACAGGGGAGAAGCCCUAUGUUUGCAGGGAGUGUGGGCGAAGCUUCAGUGAGAAGUCACGUCUCACCAGACAUAAGAGGACACACACAGGGGAAAAGCCCUAUGUUUGUGGUGAUUGUGGACAAAGCUUCAGUUUGAAGUCAGUUCUCAUCACACACCAGAGGACACACACAGGGGAGAAGCCCUAUGUUUGCAGGGAGUGUGGGCGAAGCUUCAGUGUGAUGUCCAGUCUCAUCAGACACCAAAGGACACACACAGGGGAGAAGCCAUAUGUUUGCAGGGAGUGUGGGCGAACCUUCAGUGUGAUGUCCAAUCUCGUCAGACACCAAAGGACACACACAGGGGAGAAGCCCUAUGUUUGCGUGGAGUGUGAGUGA